Messenger RNA from Elaeis guineensis (African oil palm), 2267 nucleotides. Its product is annotated as cytochrome P450 734A6. NCBI's taxonomy places the organism in Eukaryota, Viridiplantae, Streptophyta, Magnoliopsida, Arecales, Arecaceae. Gene Ontology annotation, biological process: brassinosteroid metabolic process; brassinosteroid homeostasis. The record is from RefSeq and is a predicted model, not a curated record. Gene Ontology annotation, molecular function: heme binding; monooxygenase activity; iron ion binding.
CUCUCUCUCUCUCUCUCUCUUCCCCCCCAAAUCCACACCUGUUCCUCCCCUUCUCCAACUCUAUAUACUCAUACCCAGGCCAUUUAUAUUGCUUCAAAAAGAGAAGCGAACCAAGAGAAAAAGAGAUUUCUGCAGUAGUAGUGGAGGCUCCAAGCAAGCAAAAAAGAGAGAGAAAAAGGAGGGAUGGGGGAGAUGGUAGGUUGGUGUUGGAAGUGGUUUUUGCCUCUCGGUAGUAUGGUUGUGUGCAUCGCCAUGGCUCUCCGGCUGUUGGAUUUCCUUUGGUGGAGACCUAAGAGGUUGGAGGAGCACUUCUCAAAGCAAGGCAUAAGGGGUCCUCCUUAUCGUUUUUUCAUUGGGUGCGUCAAAGAGAUGGUUGGUUUGAUGCUGGAGGCCUCCUCCAAGCCAAUGAUGCCUCAGAACUCCCACAACAUCCUCCCUCGAGUCCUCUCCUUCUAUCACCAUUGGAAGAAGAUCUAUGGUUCCACAUUCCUGCUAUGGUUCGGGCCCACCGCCCGCCUCACCGUCGCCGACCCGGACCUCAUCCGCGAAAUCUUGGUCUCGCGGGCCAACUACUUCGAGCGCUACGAGUCCCACCCUCUGGUCCGGCAGCUCGAAGGCGACGGCUUGGUCAGCCUCAGAGGGGAGAAAUGGGCUCACCACAGGAAGGUCCUUACACCCACCUUCCAUAUGGACAAUCUCGAGCUGUUGAUGCCGCUUGUCGGGAGGACGGUUCUGGACAUGGUGGAGAAGUGGUCCGCCAUGUCUCCCUCCGGCGAGGUCGAGAUCGACGUCUCCGAGUGGUUCCAGACCGUGACGGAGGAUGCCAUCACCCGGACCGCAUUUGGGAGGAGCUACGAAGACGGCAAGGCCGUUUUCCGAUUGCAGACGCAGCAAAUGAUUUAUGCAGCCGAGGCCUUCCGCAAGGUCUUCAUUCCCGGCUACAGAUUUCUGCCGACUAAGAAGAACACGAGCUCGUGGAAAUUAGACAAAGAGAUCAAGAAAAAUCUGAUGGCGCUGAUCGGCCGGCGAAAGGAGAGCUCGGAAAAUGAGAAGCCGGACGGGAGCGCCAAGGACCUUCUCGGGCUUAUGAUCAAUGCCAGCACCAAGAAAGCACCGUCCCCGUCAUCUUCUUCCACCUCGGGCCACCGCCGGCCGACAACGACGAGAACAACAUCAGCAUCGCCGAUCACGGUGCAGGACAUCGUGGAGGAAUGCAAGACAUUCUUGUUCGCGGGGAAGCAGACCACCUCCAACCUGCUGACGUGGGCGACGGUGCUUCUCGCCAUGCAUCCGGAGUGGCAAGAGCGGGCGCGCCGGGAGGUCCUCGAGGUCUGCGGCUCACGUGACAUCCCCACCCGCGACCACCUCGCCAAGCUCAAGACGCUGGGAAUGAUCCUUAACGAGACGCUACGGUUGUACCCGCCGGCGGUGGCGACGAUAAGGAGGACGAAGACGGACGUGGAGCUUGGGGGAUACCGGAUCCCUCGAGGCACCGAGUUGCUGAUUCCGAUCAUGGCCGUCCAUCAUGACGCGCGGCUGUGGGGGAAGGACGCGGCCCAGUUCAACCCAGCCCGGUUCGCGGAGGGGCCGGCGAGCGCGGCCCGGCAUCGGACGGCCUUCAUCCCCUUCGGUCUGGGGGCCCGCAUGUGCAUCGGCCAGAACCUGGCCCUCCUCGAGGCCAAGCUCACCGUGGCGAUCAUCCUCCAGCACUUCGUCGUCCGCCUCUCCCCCUCGUACGUCCAUGCACCCACCGUCCUGAUGCUCCUCUACCCCCAGUAUGGUGCACCCCUCCUCUUCCGAUCCCUCUCCCCGCCAUCACCAUCAUUGCCGUCCGAUCCGCAUCAUCCGACGGGGGUAGUGUAAGUGUUGGUGGUCCCUGCUUAUAGCAUGCACCAACACCAAGGAGGAGCACGACCUGCAAUAAGUUGCAAAAACAUGAACCAAGUGAAUCAGCAAUCAUAGGAAUUACUUUCACUCAAGUGAAUGCCUAAAACACCCACUCAUCUGCUGUGCCUAUACUAUUCUCACUUUUUGUACUGCGGCGCCAUGGAAGCAGACAACGACCCCCUUCUUUAGUUACCUCCUUGCAACCCUCUAUGUAAAAGACGCCGGCAAAUCAUCUAAAAUACCCUUUAACCCUAUAUCACUUUUUUAGGCUUUAAAAUAGACCCCCUCUCGCCAUUCUUAAUGGCUUUGGUGUAUGCAUUGUAUCAUUUUCUAUGUAAAUUUUUCACCCUUCUAGGUUCAAAAACCCCUCUAAUCUCUCU